AGCCAGAAGUUUGGCGAUCCACUUCCGAUCGGCCUUAUCGACCCCCUCCUGAUCCAGUCUUGACUCUCUCCAGUGUGUUCAACUAUUAUAAACUACUAACUGCUCUGUUCAACUGCUUAUCAUGGCGCUGCCGAAUAAUAUUCUUAUUGUGGGAGGAGGUGUUUUUGGCUUGUCGACUGCCGAGGAACUCAGCAAACGACACCCCGACAGCUCGAUUACCCUCCUAGAAGCAGCCGCGACCAUCCCAAACCCACACGGCUCAUCCGUCGAUACCUCACGCAUCAUCCGUGCCGACUACGCCCACCCAGCGUACGCCCGCCUCGCCGGGGCGGCGAUCGACCGCUGGCGACACACGGCAUGGGGCCAGGAGGGCCGGUACACGCAGAACGGCCUGCUGCUGGUAUACACGACCGAGGGGGCGCCGGCAAGCGAGUACGCGAAGAAGAGCUACGAGAACGUCAAGUCGCUCGGCGACACCGUCGAGUUCCUAGCGGGUAAAGCCGACGUGGGCCGCGUGGUGCCCGCCUACGGAGACGACCUCAACAUCGCAGGCGGGUAUAUCAACUGGGCAUCCGGAUGGGGGGACGCCGAGGCGGGCGUGCGGUACGUCAAGCGCAAGCUUGAUGAAGAGGGGAAAGUGGUCUUUAGGACGGGCGAAGUCGAGCGGGUGUUGUUCGAGCAGAGCAAGAACAAGAAGCACAACACAGGAAAUGAUGCUCCCUCCCGUGCGUAUGGCGUUGCUCUCACCGACGGCUCCAUCCUAAAAGCCGAUCUGGUCAUCCUCGCGACAGGCGCCUGGACUCCCAAACUGGUCGACCUGCGUGGCCGUGCCGUCUCGACCGGCCAGGCGCUGGCCUACCUCUCCAUCUCAGACGAAGAGCAGGCCCGUCUCGCCCACGUGCCCACCAUCCUCAACUUCGACACGGGCAUCUUCAUCAUCCCCCCGCGUGGAAACUUGCUUAAAAUCGCCCGUCACGCCUACGGAUACCUUAACCCAAGGACCGUCGCUAUCCCGGGAUCUUCCCCUUCUUCUUCUUCUUCUUCUUCUGGUCAAGCUGAAUCUAUGACCAUCUCCCUGCCGGAGAAUGGUCUCCCUAUCCCUCCAGAAGCUGAACGGGCCUUCCGCUCCGCGCUGCAGACCCUUCUCCCCUCCAUGACAGAUCGUCCGUUUGUUAAAACGCGGGUAUGCUGGUACACAGAUACACCGAAAGGAGAUUUCCUAAUAACCUACCACCCUGACCAUCCUGGCCUUUUCCUUGCCACCGGCGGUAGCGGCCAUGCAUACAAGUUCUUCCCUGUGCUGGGCGAGAAGAUCGUCGACGCCCUAGAGGGGUCCCUUGAGCCCGAGCUGAAGAAGCUCUGGGCGUGGAAUACACCCGAGCCGCGAUUUACGGGCACCGAGGACGGGAGUCGGUCCGGGGCAAAGGGGAUGCUUCUUAAAGAUGAGCUGGCCAAGUCCAAGGGGAGGUUGUAGAUAUAGCUAGUAUUACGACACUCAGCCACUGGUUAUAGGUAUAUAGUUGCUAUAUAUAGAGGAUUUUUUUUUUGGAAUGGACAGAAUGUAUAAGACUACUUCACAUAAAUGGUUCAAACACAUGGCUCUAGAUACCCGGAUCUAAGGCGCUGUGGC
Penicilliopsis zonata CBS 506.65 is the source of this 1630-nucleotide messenger RNA. RefSeq lists its product as hypothetical. The record is from RefSeq and is a predicted model, not a curated record. The coding region runs from base 122 to 1474 and encodes 450 amino acids. The transcript has 3 exons. NCBI's taxonomy places the organism in Eukaryota, Fungi, Ascomycota, Eurotiomycetes, Eurotiales, Aspergillaceae. Gene Ontology annotation, molecular function: flavin adenine dinucleotide binding; L-pipecolate oxidase activity; sarcosine oxidase activity.